AUGCCUCUCGACGAAGAAGGCGCUAAGUGGUCCUGCGAACCCUGCAUUCGAGGGCAUCGGUCAUCGAAAUGUCAACACUUCGAUAGACUCAUGAUGAAGGUCCCAAAGGCCGGGCGCCCUCUUGCGAAAUGUCCUCACCCGAAAGGAACAUGUAGCUGUCAGAAGACAUAUGCUGUGAUGGUUCGCAUUCCCAAAGGCUCGUCUUGCUUGUGUCGGCCACUUUAUGAAGUUCCCAUGGAUGGCAAUGAAACAACACAAUCUCCGACGUCUUCCGUCCCUUCGACGUCGUCACCAGCUCCUGGCAAAGUCCAAAAGUCUGGGAGGAGACAGAGCACUAUGCAAGCAGCACCCCAGAAUAUUGCAAGGGCAUUAGACAACAUGCCACAUAAUCUCAAAUUCGAGGAUGGAGCAACAGGCUUCAUGUCGAAUCGUCCUUCGCAACCAGAUUUAGAUGAUUUGACUACACCUUCGUCUUUGAACAACGGCCAAGCACCAUCCCCGCAAGAUCCCGCCAAACAAAGCCCAUCACCUCCGGUAUCGAGUUGCUGCGCUCAAAAGCCCAAGGCAGAUUCUCCAACUCCCGCGCCGGCCACGGCAAAGACCCCGCAGCCAGUUCAAAAUGGAGGUUCUUGUUGUGGCUCCCGUCCCGCCGCAGCAAGCCAGCCCGAGCACCAAGAACCCAACAAGCAGAGCUUCCAACAACCUCCCGCGUGGAAUGAUCAAUCUUACAUGCAAUAUAGCAAUCCACAGAUGGCUUCUUGGCAGAACCUGACACCCGUUCCGCAUGGAAGCUACAUGCACCCUGCCAUGGGUCAAGCGCAACCCCAGCAACCAUUCUCUCAAAACGGGUAUAUGCAAAUGUUGCCGCCACACUCUCAACCAUCAAUGUCUCACAAUGGGAUGUCCCUCGGCGUGACCCCACCCCCAACAAGCAUGGCCUAUCAUAACUCAAUGAAUGGCCUUGGCAUCACUCAGCCUCCUAUGAAUUCUUUAAUGCUCAACCAGCCUCAAUCUUCAUUUGCCGCUGCCCCGGGUGGUGACCCCUGCCACGAUUGUAGCUGUGGAGAAGAUUGUCAAUGUUUGGGAUGUGCAGCUCACCCCUUCAACACUACAACACGAAAGCAUGUACAAGAGAUGGGUGCGAUGAUUACACUCAACGGCGACGAGAGAAGGGCCGACACCAUCAAUCCCUACCAAUCCUCGCCUUUCCAAGGUGCAGCGCCUUCGGGUGCAUUCCCUUAUUAUGUGCAAAGCACACCGCAUUUGGAUCAUGGCUUCCAGUCCAAUCCCUACAAUGGAUAUUCAGAUCCCAACUCCGCCUUACCUAGUGGCUACUCUUCUCCGCUGGGAUCAUCAAAUCAUCAAAUCAACCAGCAACUGAUGCACCCAUCGGAAUACUACACCUUGGAAUACCCAGUCGGACUGCCGAGUGCCUGUUCCGACGUGACUGGCAGUUGUCAGUGUGGUAGUGAUUGCAGCUGUGUAGGAUGCCUCACUCAUAGCGGCCACAGCGGCUUCUCUUUGGACAUGUCUGUGCCCGAAAAUCCUGUUUCCGACACCACUGAGCUGCGAAACUCGCCUCAUCUACCGCCAACAAGCUCCGCCAUGUCUCACCCUUCUCAAAACCCAUCUCUGGACAAUAUGUCUGUGCCGUGCUUAAGCCCGCGCACUUUGGAAACUUCUAUGAUCUAA
Molecule: messenger RNA, 1692 nt
Organism: Penicillium brevicompactum
Lineage: Eukaryota; Fungi; Ascomycota; Eurotiomycetes; Eurotiales; Aspergillaceae
Product: copper fist DNA-binding domain-containing protein
Exons: 3
Coding region: 1-1692 (563 amino acids)
Biological process (GO): intracellular iron ion homeostasis; intracellular copper ion homeostasis; positive regulation of transcription by RNA polymerase II
Cellular component (GO): nucleus
Molecular function (GO): copper ion binding; RNA polymerase II cis-regulatory region sequence-specific DNA binding; DNA-binding transcription factor activity, RNA polymerase II-specific
Source: RefSeq, a predicted model, not a curated record